CCUAGACGCUUGUGUAACAGUUGUUCUUGCUACCAGUCGCUACUAACUAAAUUAAAGUGAACGUGACAACAAUGCUGAGCUUGGGCACGGAGUGAGGUUAACGUUUCGUUGUCAAAGAACAAUCGUCUGGGAUGAUCCUUUAUUAUUUCUGGGAAAUAAAGUGAGAUACAAGGCUCAGGUCAUUUCUGCUAGGAUUCCUGGUAUUAUCGAACGGGGAAUUGCACCAAUUUGAUGAUCCUAGACAGUCAACAUCUGUCAACUCGUCUAGUCUAUGGUCAAUAUUGAGGAGGAUUUUCUGCCAGUUCUGCUAAUUGGAACUUCUGUUGCUCUUUGUUUACGUAUGCGUACCAUCAUAGACCAACUGAAAUAACUUGUUGAUGUGUCAGUGGACAGUAUUUCGCAGAAAUGGCAACUGAAUCAAAUGUACGAAUUUUACAAGAAAAUCAAGGAAUCCUGAAGAAGUCUGUUGUAAAUUUGUUUCCCAAACAAGGGGACUGCUCUUAUGUGUCUUGCUAUUGCGAAGAAAAUGUGUAUAAACUUGGAGAAGAAGUGACUAAGGCACACCCCAAUGAGCUUAAUAAAUGCUACGCUGUUUUCAUUUCGAACCAGAGUAGAACUGUGCCACUGUGGAGACAACGAGCUGGAAAGAAUGAAGACCGCCUGAUAAUUUGGGACUACCACGUAAUUUUUCUGUAUCAUCCAGAACCAGACAAGUGCUUAGUCUACGACUUGGAUUCGGAAUUGCCUUUUCCAACCUAUGUGCACAAGUAUGUUACCGAAACCUUUCGAACUGAUCACAUUCUAAAGCCAGAUUAUUUCAG
Dendroctonus ponderosae (mountain pine beetle) is the source of this 821-nucleotide messenger RNA. Its product is annotated as protein N-terminal glutamine amidohydrolase. Gene Ontology annotation, molecular function: protein-N-terminal asparagine amidohydrolase activity; protein-N-terminal glutamine amidohydrolase activity. Gene Ontology annotation, cellular component: nucleus; cytosol. The record is from RefSeq and is a predicted model, not a curated record. Lineage: Eukaryota; Metazoa; Arthropoda; Insecta; Coleoptera; Curculionidae.